Molecule: messenger RNA, 1414 nt
Organism: Neofelis nebulosa (Clouded leopard)
Lineage: Eukaryota; Metazoa; Chordata; Mammalia; Carnivora; Felidae
Gene: KCTD11
Product: potassium channel tetramerization domain containing 11
Exons: 1
Coding region: 41-739 (232 amino acids)
Biological process (GO): protein homooligomerization; positive regulation of neuron differentiation
Source: RefSeq, a predicted model, not a curated record
UUCCACCACUUUGGAGACCCUGACUCGCUUCCCAGACUCCAUGCUGGGGGCCAUGUUUAGGGCGGGCACCCCCAUCCCCCCCAACCUCAACCCCCAGGGAGGCGGCCACUACUUCAUCGACAGAGAUGGCAAGGCCUUCCGGCACAUCCUCAAUUUCCUGCGGCUGGGCCGCCUGGACCUGCCCCGUGGCUAUGGGGAGACGGCCCUGCUCAGGGCAGAGGCGGACUUCUACCAGAUCCAGCCCCUCCUGGAUGCCCUGCGGGAACUGGAGGCCUCUCGGGGGACCCCCGUGCCCACAGCUGCCCUGCUCCAUGCCGAUGUAGACGCCAGCCCCCGCCUGGUGCACUUCUCCGCUCGCCGGGGCCCACACCACUAUGAGCUGAGCUCUGUGCAGGUGGAUACGUUCCGAGCCAACAUCUUCUGCACCGACCCCGAGUGCCUGGGCGCCAUGCGGGCCCGAUUUGGUGUGGCCAGUGAGGGCAGGGCAGAGGGAGGCCCUCACUUUCGUCUGGAGUGGGCCCCCUGUCCCGCAGAGCUCCCUGAGGUGGAGUAUAGGAGACUGGGGCUACAGCCUCUGUGGACUGGGGGGCCGGGGGAGCUGCGGGAGGUGGUGGGCACGCCGGGCUUCCUGGAGGAGGUGCUGCGGGUGGCUCUGGAGCACGGCUUCCGUCUAGACUCCGUCUUCCCUGACCCCGAGGACCUGCUCAACUCCCGAUCUCUGCGCUUUGUGAGGCACUGAAAACGCGGCCCUCCCGUCUGCCUGGGAGGGGGAGAGAACGGACAGCAAAGAGAAUGAGAGACUCCCCCCACCACCAUCACCUCCGAAGCCUCUUCUUAGCUCUGCCUCUGGAGCUGUGAGGGUCAGGGCUGCACCUUGACUGGAGCCCAGAUGUGGGCAGGAGCUCCCGAACCUGAGCCGUGCAAAGGGUCUGGCUUGGUGCUAAUCCUGGGAGGGGCGGGGAAGAUCCCCUGGCUUGCUCUUGCCCGAGGCUGGGGGCCUGCAGUGUCUCCCCGUUGGAGCUCAGUAUUCAAGGGUCUAGAGAAAUAGGGACACCUCUCUGCCCAGGCUAGGCCUCGCAGAACCCUGGAGGGGACUGAAGUGUGGGAGAAAGGAGGACUUUGAACUGCUCUGAUGUGGUCUCCUGGACCGUGGCUUCUCCUGCGGCUGGAUGGCCUGGCCAGGCCUGACCGAAGGCAGACCAGAACAUUCUGGAAUAUGGGAAGGGGGAUCCUUUGCUCUGUCUCAAGUCACCUCCUGAAGGAGACAGAAAGGCCACACCCCACCCCACGGUGGCCUAAGGGAGCUAGGAGAAUCCCCAUUUACUAUGGGGCUGGAACCCCACACUCUAGAAAGCCAAGUUUUUAAAGGACCCUCCAUUGAUGGUGGAGCUGGCCUUUGGGAAGAGGGUGGCAU